Messenger RNA from Toxorhynchites rutilus septentrionalis, 1114 nucleotides. It is a transcript of the gene bug, whose product is annotated as thioredoxin domain-containing protein 15. Bases 91 to 996 code for a protein of 301 amino acids. The transcript is spliced from 2 exons. Lineage: Eukaryota; Metazoa; Arthropoda; Insecta; Diptera; Culicidae. The record is from RefSeq and is a predicted model, not a curated record. Gene Ontology annotation, biological process: cilium assembly. Gene Ontology annotation, cellular component: cilium.
CUGCAAUACAAACGUCAGAAUAAAGAAUAACGAAACCAAAACAAAGCAAAACUAUUUUCGUGUAUAAGAACAUAAUAUUUCGAAGUAAUAAUGAAAUUAUUUUUCCAUCUGAUAAGUAUUAUCUUGGUAUUAAACUCCUGCUAUGGAUAUCGAUUCAGCGCCUUGGAAUUCUACGCGCAUAUCCUGAAUGGUGACUUCCUGGACUACAAGCCCUUCGGCAAUUCGAAAAGCGAAGACAACCACCAUGUGGCCGUGUCGGUGGGACAAAGCCCUAAUUCUUUUCUCGAUUUCAUUACCUAUAAGGACAAAAAACAAUGUUCCAUUUAUGAGGAGCAAGCCGUAGAAGUGGACGACGCAAGAGUCUCGGAUGGGAAGAGAAAUCUACUAAAAGUCAAAUGCAUUCCGGCAAAGGGCAAUGGAACUUUGCAUAUAAUUACUUCGCUGAAGGAAGCUAUCAGUGUUUUGGCACCACACGGAAACUCCACGAAGCGUUCGCAUGCGGGAAGUUGUGUUGUGAUGCUAUUCUAUACCACCACUUGCAUCCACAGUGCCAUGAUGGCUCCGCACUACAAUGCACUGGCGAGAUAUUUUCCAGAUCUGAAAGUGGCCGCCAUCGAUGCGCUCAAUUUUAACUCAUUGAACACCGAAUUCGGAAUAGUGGGUCUGCCGACUAUACUAUUUUUCCAUCAAGGUCGACCCUUGGUUAAGUUCAAUGAUACCGCUUUUACGCUCGAUACGUUGGUGAAAUUUGUUACGAAACACAGCGGCGUGGAACCGCGGCUGGAUGACGUAAGGGAACCGCACUACAUCUCGGACGAUUUCAAGGGACCACUGUCGAACAAGGUGGAGAAGAAAAUCGACUACUGGCUGUAUGUGGCGUGGAUCUUUAUUAUCGUCUGCAGUUGCUAUUAUUUCUCCAAAUCGGUGCUGUAUGUGCAAAUGAUCGAGAUGGUGAAACGUAACUGGAGGGAAUCAGAAGCACAUCAUCGGAGCUAAAGGGAUGACAUAGUUUUCCUGUUAGCAUAAUUCUAGUGAAUGUGUUUUCUGUGUGCUACAUGAUGUAAUUUAUUUUAUUGUUGAGCGUUAGUUUUGAAAAAUAUAGCAUUAAUGAGAA